Molecule: messenger RNA, 1569 nt
Organism: Exophiala spinifera
Lineage: Eukaryota; Fungi; Ascomycota; Eurotiomycetes; Chaetothyriales; Herpotrichiellaceae
Exons: 4
Coding region: 1-1569 (522 amino acids)
Source: RefSeq, a predicted model, not a curated record
AUGUCCAGAUAUCGUGCUGACCCUCGCUUUUCUGAGGGCAACCUUGCUUACCGCGAUCCUCCGCCCCAACGAUGGGAUACCGACCGCUUCGUGCGAGAACGAGAAUUCCGGGCGGCUCCCGUCAUCGACCAGCGCCCUCCCUAUGACUACCCUCCUCGACGAGCGCCCGUCUACGAAGAACAGCAAUACUAUGAGCAGGAUCGCUAUGGGCCUCGUGGCGCCUCGGAGCGCAGAUAUUUCGAGGAGACUGACUACUAUGACCCUCGGGCUCAACGGGGUCAGAUGGUGCCGUACGUCCCAGAACGUCUGUCUCGCCCGGAAGCGCCACCUAGACCCGGCAUUCUUCGCCGGCAAUCCAGCCUAGACACGUUCGACCGCCGACCGUUGCGUCAUCAAGAUGACUAUGAGGACUUCUACAGACAGGCGAGACCGAACCCGCCGCGCGAACUCAUUCCCAUACCGGCGCCGUCGCCAAAGAGAGCAUACCCGAGGUAUGACGAGCGCAUCUAUGACGAUAUUCGUGUGCAAGAUCCUGAUUACUAUGGAGACGAUGGCUUUCGUGAAUAUCGUGAAAGAGAAUGGGUGGCUCGCCGAGGCAAGAACAGCCCCUCACCUGACAGACGAACCGUCAGGGAGGAGAUCAUUGAGAAGGAAGAGAUCAAAGAAGUCAAAGAAGAGAAGCCAUACCCACGACGUGGCAAGACACGUAUGCCGAAACGUCUCGUGCACACCAAGGUUCUCUAUGAUUUGGGGUACCCCUACUACGAAGAGGACGAGCGAACUAUCAUUAUCGAAAAGGCCCUUGGGCCAGACAAUAUUGACGAGAUCUUUGCAAUGAGCAAGGAGUAUCGUGAGCGAGAAGUCACAACGACCCGACUUAUCGAGGCUCCUCCUGACACUCGGUCGCGAGCAGCUAGUGUCCGCGGCGAUGUGGUCAUUGAAAAGACGGAGAAGAUUGAGGAGAUCAAGACCGUUCCUUUAGCAGAUGCCCCACGAUCUGUCCGCGAGUGGGAUGGAUUGUCAGUUCGUUCCCCAUCCCCGAAGUCUCAUCGAUCUCAUUCUCGAAGACGAUCGAGACGUGGAUCGUCGCCCGGUGUGAUCAAAGAAACCAUAGUCGAAAAGAAGGAGGUGGUCAAGGAAGUAUCUCCUGCCCGAACACAUCGAUCUCGCCGCCGAGGGUCUUCUGUGAGCGACGACACAACUAUUAUCGAACGGAAAAUCAUUCGAGAAGGUAUUGAUGACGACUCAAACUCUGUUCAUGUCGGGCCAUUGGCGCUUGUUGUGGACAGAAACCCACCACGCAGCGACCGCGACAUCAAAGAGGAAAUCAGACGGCUCGAAGCGGAACGCCGAGCGCUGCGCCGGGAGAGACGCUACGAGCGCGAAGCCGGCACCGAGAUUAUCAAAAUUGAACGGACGCGGGACAGAUCUCCAUCGCCUCGCGGCGAGGUCAUCAUCGAAAGGCGAGGCGACGAGAUUCUGGAAGUCAAGAAAGACCGGAGAGGUCGGUCACGCUCGGCAGCUCCCAGUCCUGCAAUCAUCAAGGCCAUGAUGGCCACACUCACCUAA